AUGGACCCCAAGGCUCGCAUCUCCUCCGAUUGGCUGGGAUACCAGUGGCAUCAGCUCAAGGAUCAAGAGCAUGCCGGCCCAGUCUUGACGGCCGUUGUGGUGGUGUUGCUCACCUACGUGCUUUAUAGUGUAAUGUUUGCUACGGACAUUCCUCGCAUCAAGGGCAUGCCGGAGAUUCCUGGCGCAGUUCCAGUGUUUGGACACCUUUUGAAGCUCGGCGAGGAUCACGCCAGUGUUUGCGAGAAAUGGUGGCGCCAGUACAACCAUUCAGUCUUCCAGAUUAAGCUGGGAAACACCAGGGCCGUGGUUGUCAAUUCCUUCGAAGACUGCAAGAAGAUGCUCCUUGGCAACCAGAAUGCGGUCAUCGACCGCCCCAAGCUCUACACCUUCCAUGGCGUCAUCAGCAGCACUCAAGGCUUCACCAUCGGAUCUUCGCCCUGGGAUGACUCUUGCAAGAAGAAGCGCAAGGCUGCUGGUACGGCUUUGGGUAGACCCGCAUUGAGAAAUUACUAUCCCAUGUUCGACUUGGAGGGCUACUGCAUUCUGCGAGACAUGAAGAGGGAUAGCCAGGGUCAGAUAGAGAUUGACGUUCGCCCUUACAUCCAGCGGUACGCGCUCAAUACCACAUUGACUCUCUGCUAUGGAAUUCGCAUGGACAACGUAUACGACGACCUGCUUCGUGAGAUUCUUCACGUGGGAUCGGCCAUCUCGCUGCUGCGCAGUGCCUCGGAGAACCUGCAAGAUUACGUGCCGGUCUUGAGAUAUCUACCCAACAACGAGAAGAUUGCUCGGUCAAAGGAGCUUCGGGGGCGACGAGACGCCUACUUGGAUCUCCUCUUGAACAAGGUCCGAGAGAUGAUUAGGAAGGGUACGGAUAAGCCGUGUAUCUCAGCUGCCAUUCUCAAGGACGAGGAAACCAAGCUCACGGGCGUCGAAGUCUCGUCAAUUUGUUUGUCUCUUGUUUCUGGUGGCUUUGAGACGAUCCCCGGAACUUUGACCUCCUGCAUCGGGUCUCUUUCGACCAAGGAAGGACAAGCAUGGCAGGAUCGUGCCUACGAGGACAUCAAACGUCAUUAUCCCGACAUUCGCGAUGCCUGGACUGCCUGUUUUAAGGAGGAAAAAAUUCCCUAUAUUAAUGCGAUCGUCAAGGAGGCUGGCCGAUACUACACCGUCAGCUCAAUGAGUCUGCCCAGGAAGACUGUCACCGAGGUGAACUGGAACGGUGCUAUUAUUCCUCCCAAGACCAUGAUCUUGAUCAAUGCUCAGGCUGGCAAUCAUGAUGUUGAUCAUUUCGGUCCGGACGCGGGGAGCUUCAAUCCCGAGAGGUGGCUUAAGAGCCUGAACCCUCCCACAGAGGAGACCAAUGGUCUGGGUCACCUGAGUUUCGGCACUGGUUCUCGAGCUUGUUCGGGCCAGUACAUCGCUUCUCGCCUUUUGUACGCCGCGUUGGUGAGGCUUCUAUCUUCCUAUAAGAUCGUGGCCAGCAAAGACCACCCUCCCAACACCGACUACGUGGAGUACAACCAGUUCAAAACCGCGCUGGUUGCGAUCCCGAGGGAAUUCAAGGUCAAGCUCAUCCCCAGGGACGCGGCCAUGCUGGAUGAGUGCUUGGAUCUUGCGGAGCAGAGGACCCGUGAGCACUACAAGGAGUAG
This is a messenger RNA of Scedosporium apiospermum, 1653 nucleotides long. RefSeq names its product Phenylacetate 2-hydroxylase. The record is from RefSeq and is a predicted model, not a curated record. Gene Ontology annotation, molecular function: heme binding; oxidoreductase activity, acting on paired donors, with incorporation or reduction of molecular oxygen; iron ion binding. Bases 1 to 1653 code for a protein of 550 amino acids. The transcript is spliced from 3 exons. NCBI's taxonomy places the organism in Eukaryota, Fungi, Ascomycota, Sordariomycetes, Microascales, Microascaceae.